AUGGACAACCCAAUCGCCGGCGAAGAUUUCAACUACCUUUCCGGCUUUGGAAACCACCUCUCCUCCGAAGCCCUUGCCGGAGCUUUGCCGGCGGGGCAGAACAGCCCCCUCAUCUGCCCCUACGGCCUCUACGCUGAGCAAAUUUCAGGCACCUCUUUUACCUCCCCUCGCAACCGCAACCUCUUCAGUUGGUUUUAUCGGAUCAAACCAUCUGUGACCCACGAACCGUUCAAGCCUAGGGUACCUAUUAACGGGAGAAUUUUGAGUGAGUUCAACAACUCCAACAGUUCUGCUAACCCAACUCAGCUUAGAUGGAAGCCCAUGGAUACACCUGAUUCACCAACGGAUUUCAUUGAUGGGUUGUCCACCAUUUGUGGUUCUGGUAGCUCUUUCAUGCGCCACGGAUAUGCUAUUCACAUGUACACUGCAAACAAAUCAAUGGACAAGUGUGCCUUUUGCAAUGCCGAUGGUGACUUCUUGAUAGUUCCCCAACAAGGAAGACUCUUAAUCACUACUGAAUGUGGAAGGUUGAAAGUUUCCCCGGGUGAAAUUGCUAUACUACCUCAAGGUUUUCGUUUUUCUGUGAAUCUGCCUGACGGUCCAUCCCGUGGUUAUGUUGCUGAAAUCUUUGGUACUCAUUUUCAACUUCCAGAUCUGGGACCAAUAGGUGCUAACGGUCUUGCUGCGCCAAGGGAUUUCCUUGUUCCUACUGCAUGGUUUGAAGAUAAAUCCUAUCCUGGAUACACUAUAGUGCAGAAGUUUGGUGGUGAACUCUUUGCUGCAGUUCAAGAUUUCUCUCCCUUCAAUGUUGUUGCUUGGCAUGGUAAUUAUGUUCCAUAUAAGUAUGAUUUAAGCAAAUUCUGCCCUUAUAAUACGGUUCUUUUUGAUCAUAGUGAUCCAUCAAUAAAUACUGUGUUGACAGCACCAACUGACAAACCUGGAGUGGCAUUGCUUGAUUUUGUCAUUUUCCCACCGAGAUGGUUGGUUGCGGAGCACACUUUCCGGCCUCCAUAUUAUCAUCGCAAUUGCAUGAGUGAAUUUAUGGGCCUCAUUCACGGUGGCUACGAGGCCAAGGCUGAUGGAUUUCUUCCCGGUGGAGCAAGUCUCCAUAACUGUAUGACUCCGCAUGGUCCUGAUACCAAGUCAUAUGAGGCUACCAUUGCACGAGGGAAUGACGCAGGACCUUCCAAGAUCAAAGACACGAUGGCUUUUAUGUUUGAAUCAAGUUUGAUACCCCGGAUCAGUCAAUGGGCCCUAGAAUCACCGUCAUUGGAUCGAGAUUAUUACCUGUGUUGGAUUGGCUUAAGAUCUCAUUUUACAGCAGGUCCUGAAAACCCAGGCUUCCAGAAUGGACAGUGA
Sphenostylis stenocarpa is the source of this 1359-nucleotide messenger RNA. The record is from the annotation of a GenBank genome assembly. Lineage: Eukaryota; Viridiplantae; Streptophyta; Magnoliopsida; Fabales; Fabaceae.